Molecule: messenger RNA, 1171 nt
Organism: Cucurbita pepo subsp. pepo (vegetable marrow)
Lineage: Eukaryota; Viridiplantae; Streptophyta; Magnoliopsida; Cucurbitales; Cucurbitaceae
Product: heavy metal-associated isoprenylated plant protein 39
Molecular function (GO): metal ion binding
Source: RefSeq, a predicted model, not a curated record
CUCCCUCUCUCUCCCUCUCUCUCCCCCUCUCUCUCUCUCUCUCUCUCUCAUAUACGAUACCGUCAAAUCUCCACCAUCUCUCAUUUUUCUUCAAAAACAGCUACACACACACACACUCUCUCUCUCUCUCUAACUUUAUCCCACCAUUUUAUCCUCUCUUCACCUCUGCCAUUUCUUGUUUGGACUCAAAAACCUUUACCAUUUUCUCUCUCUUCUAUUUGUACUACGACUCCUCACAAAACUAAGCAUAAUUCUACUUGUUCUCUUCUUCUUCUUCUUCAUCUCUCUCUCUCUCUCUCUCUCUCUCUCAUCAAUACCCAUUUGUUCUUAUCCUUUCUCAUCAACAACGCACCUAUGAAGAAGUUCAUAUUGAAGCUUGAUUUACACGAUGACAAGGCCAAACAAAAGGCUUUGAAGACCGUAUCAUCACUUUCAGCAGGGAUUGAUUCAAUUGCGAUGGACAUGAAAGAGAGGAAGCUGACAGUAAUUGGGACAGUGGAUCCAGUGAAUGUAGUAAGCAAGCUGAGGAAGUAUUGGCCAACAGACAUAAUCUCAGUAGGGCCAGCAGUGGAGCCAAAGAAGGAGGAGCCAAAGAAGGAGGAGCCCAAAAAGGAGGAACCAAAGAAAGAAGAAGAGGGCAAGAAGGAGGAGCCAAAGAAAGAAGGAGAGGCUAAAAAAGACGACGCGAAGAAAGACGAGCCGAAGAAGGAGGACGACAAGAAAGACGAGCCGAAGAAAGACGGUGAAAAGAAGGAGGACGAGAAGAAGAAAGAGCCACCGCAGGUCGCUGUGCCAGCACCGAUGCCGAUACCGAUGCCAAUGCCAAUGCAUAUGCCGAUGCAUAUGCCGAUGGCGAUGCCUAUGUAUAUGCAGCAACCUGACCCAGUAAUGGACAUGGUCAAGGCUCAUAGACCAUAUAACCCUCACUUGACCAGUCAUUACCAUGUCCAUAGCAUGGAAGAGAACCCAAAUGCUUGUGUUAUUUGUUGAGUAUUACAAUGUCUAUGGUGCCUUAAGCCAAGGCAUUUUGGAAGCCAAACCUACUACCCCUUUGAAGCUAAAGCUCCCUCUUGUAGAUAAAAAAAACAAAAAACAAAUAUUAUGUCUUUUUGGCGUUUUAUUUACCCAAUAUUUUAGUUUAAUAUGUAGAAAUAUUCAAUAAUUUUGGCUC